CGGCCUGGACGCGAGCGAGAAAAAGGGAUUGAGGCUACUUACCGAAGCUAGUGACAGCACUUCGGGCUCUUGUUGCGGGGCAAACCAACGUGGUAGAAAACUAGAGAGAAGGGGAAAGUCUGUGCAAAGAAAUAGUUAGGGUAUCACUGUGAGUUGGGAGCUCAAUAGGAAAAACAGGUUCCCACUUUGAAUCAGGCGUCCGUCGCUCCACUCAUAUAACCGGACGUGCAGGCUGCGCAUGCAGCUGGAUUUUUCGCCCCUAUGGGUGGUCGGAGCUGGGGUCCUGAAUUGAGGAAGGCUCGGGGCAAACAUUUUAAAGGAAGAUCUGGAGAGGGGGUGCACGUGAUGGGCAGGCGGACAGGCAAAAGGGGGUGUCCUUAAACACACAAGAAACCUGCAUUGUUUUGCUUAACAUUCUUGCUUUAAGCAAUGAAAUAACAAGAGGCAUUUUCAUUUUUCAGAAUGGGGUAAGUUGGGAAACAGCAAAAUGAUUGGUGAUUGAGAAGACAGGAAUGGCGUUUUCCACCAAACUGGGCUUGACCUCUGCCCCUGAGGAUCAACGCCCCCCCCCCCCCUCCAUUGUAGGGGUCUUCCAAUCAUUUUCCACCUCCCGACUCUUUCAAUCCUAGGGCAGCUUUACUGAGACCUCCAUUUUCAUUGUGGGAAGGAAAAAUGCAUCCUGAACUAUUCCAAGUGCUUUGGCGCCUCCUGCAAUCUGUUUCUCCAGAUGGGACUCCAGAACCCUUGGUGACUUGCUCUGAUGAAUUUGCUAUGCUCUUCAGGGAAAAAAAUUAUUCAGAUCUGCCAUGAGUUGGAUUCCAUAGCUGCUUCCAUCCCAUCUAGAGAUGUAUCCAGAGCAUCGUCUUCUAGCCGCAUUUUGCUGGAUGAAUUUCAAUAACUGCAGCCCAAGGAUGUGGACAAGGCUCUUUUCAAAAGGAAACAAGCGGGCCUUUUAGCAUCCCCCCUUCUGUCCUUUGGAAGACCCCUGUGCUAUUUGGCUACAAGGAGCAAUCCCAACAGACGUCAGACUCCCGCGAUCCAGUCUCGCCUGUCGGAUGGAUAAAUGGCUGGUGCACUUUUGUAACUGACAGAAUGGCAUUCCAGGUUUCAAAGCCAGUGAUUACUUCCACAAGCUCGAGCUGCUGAUGAAUGAAUAAUCUGUCGAGCUGGCUCAAGGGUUCCAAUUCUGGAGGGAAGCUGGAUGGUGGAAACGGCGCUGGCAUCCAGGCACGAGCCACCUUAGGCUGAUUUUGGAAAGAGGGAACUCUCGGCAGGGCCCUCAAAGUGUGAAGAGGAGCCAAAGAUGCAUCCGGAAUCAGAACCCUUUGGGCUCAGUUACACAAAUGCCCUUCUGGAUCACGGGGCUGCCUAUGAAAUCUGCCUGAGCAACACCUGCACAAGAUGCUUCCUGGAACAUCGCCGGAGCCCCCGGCUUCUCACUAAUGGCUACUACGUCCUCACAGAAGAUAGUUUUCUGCCUGACGAAGAGGGCAACACCAUGCUAAGCCCAGUACAAACGAGCAUUACCUACAAAGAGAAAUUAGUUAGAAUAUUUCGGAGAAGAAAGAAAAUCCGCCGCUCACUUGUUAGCCUGUUCAGUAUUGGUGCCUCUAAUUCGUGGCUGAGCAGCACCAUGAUAGAUGCCCCUCACGGAGAGGAUGCUUGGCUGGAAGUAGACGGUCAGAAAGACACCACACACUUUUAUGACAAUGGUACUGUUGAUAAUACUCUGGGAUGCAGCACUGAAAAAGCAGAAAGGCCUAAUCCUACACCAGCAAAGUCCUCUCCGUCGAAUGACGUGAUCUUCCCAAAAUCAAGAAAAAAGCGGUGUUCCCCUAGCUGCACCUUUCCCCUGGCAGAAAAUGAGCACUUCCACGAAACAUCGUUGGACAGCCCGAAUGCCUUUACAAUAAGAAAAGCCCUCUGCCCAAUGAUCAUGCUGUCCAUGUGUCUGGUCCUUUCUCUCAGUGUGAGAUUCAUUCUGGGAGCACCGCUGGUUGCUCUGCUACCUUGCUUGUUACUGAUCAGCAUUUUCAUGUGUAAGCAAUUCUCCGUCCCUGUCCCCAGCAGCAAUCAUCUAUGGGACGAAUGUCAUCUCCUGGAGACAGGCUGAAACUCGCACCCUGCCGGAGAAACUUGACUAGGCAACCUGGAAGGAGCUGCAAAGGCCCCCUGCUCACCACUCCUGUUCAGAAUCUGAGAGUGAAUCCAGUUGAACAGUCUGCAGUGAGCGAGUGACUGGCCCGCGCUCUGCAGCGACAAGAGCCAAGCCUUACUGGAUGGACAGUGAAGAUAAUACAGACUUAAAGCCCUCUCCUUCCUAUUCGCCAUGUUGGCCCCUUUCAAUGAGCUUUGUUUUCUUAGGAAUGAAGAAAUGUGAACAUGCACGAUUUAUGUUUUGCUGCCUUGCUAUCUAACUUGUAACUGAAUUAUGUUUAAGCUGCAAUUUAAGGCUCUGUAUCUUCAUGUAAUAAACGUGUUUUUGUAUUC
Varanus komodoensis (Komodo dragon) is the source of this 2490-nucleotide messenger RNA. RefSeq names its product transmembrane protein 71 (gene TMEM71). Lineage: Eukaryota; Metazoa; Chordata; Lepidosauria; Squamata; Varanidae. The transcript is spliced from 10 exons. Bases 1304 to 2113 code for a protein of 269 amino acids. The record is from RefSeq and is a predicted model, not a curated record.